Molecule: messenger RNA, 1953 nt
Organism: Spinacia oleracea (spinach)
Lineage: Eukaryota; Viridiplantae; Streptophyta; Magnoliopsida; Caryophyllales; Amaranthaceae
Exons: 3
Coding region: 307-1731 (474 amino acids)
Biological process (GO): carbohydrate metabolic process
Molecular function (GO): polygalacturonase activity
Source: RefSeq, a predicted model, not a curated record
GCUUUCUUAUAUGGGUGAGUCAAAAUUUAUGAGUAUGCUUUAUUUUCAUAUUGGUGAGUCAAAAUCAAUUUCAAGGACAUCUAGUUUAGCUAAUACUUGUCCAAUUAAAAGUAAAACAUUGUUUUCGCUCCUAUCUUUUGAUUACGGGAAGCAACCUAAUUGGCUAAUUAAUUAAUUAAUUAUGCACUUCUUAGAAUAAUUACCAGUCACUGAGGCACUGACCCACUUUCAAGCUUGAAGCUUCUCUCCCACUUUCAAGUUUCAAGCUUGGAGCUUGUAUUAGGAGUAUCUUAUCCAAAAUACAAAAUGCGAUUAUUUUCUCUCUACAUUUUUCAUUUAAUAAUUCUAGUUUUCUCUCUCCUCCUCAUCACUCCCACCCAAUCACAUCUGACCACGUCAGCAAUCCAGCUCCCAUCCCAGUCACCAACCAUCUCCGUCACAGACUUCGGCGCCGUCGGAAAUGGGCGACAAUACGACACAAGGGCGAUCCAAUCAGCAAUCGACGCGUGCCCAAUUCCAAAGACCUGUCACGUGGUAUUCUCAUCACCUGGCGCCUACCUAACAGCGACGAUCCACCUCCGAUCCGGCGUCUUAUUGGUCGUUGAGGAAGGUGCGGUGAUUUUAGGGGGGACUCAGCUAGAGGAUUACCCUAAGGAGUCGGAGAAAUGGUACGUUGUGUUGGCGGAGCAAGUGGAUAACGUGGGGAUCACAGGUGGUGGGGAGAUCAACGGUCAGGGAUUGGAGUUUGUGAAGAGGUUUGAUGAAAAGAAGAAUGUGAUGGUAAGCUGGAAUCAGACGGGAGCGUGUGCAGGGGAUGAGUGUAGGCCACGGUUAGUGGGGUUUAUUGGUUGCAAAAAUAUUAGCGUCUCCAAUAUCAACCUCAUUGAGCCGGCUUAUUGGUGCUUACACAUAGUAGAUUGUGAUAAUAUUGGCAUUCAUGACGUGUCCAUCUAUGGGAACUUUAAUUCGCCAAACAACGACGGGAUUGACAUUCAAGAUUCUAACAACACAGUCAUAAGCAGAUGCCACAUUGACACAGGCGAUGAUGCUAUAUGCCCAAAGACAUACAAUGGACCUCUUUAUAACUUAACUGCUACUGAUUGUUGGAUCAGAACAAAAUCUUCAGCAAUCAAGCUCGGUAGUGCCAGCUCAUUUGAUUUUGUGCACUUAUUGUUCGACAAUAUUACCAUCUUCCAGUCUCAUAGAGGCCUUGGACUUCAAAUUCGCGAUGGAGGGAACGUUAAAGACAUAACCUUCUCCAACAUAAACAUCAGCACCAGAUACUACGAUCCCUCAUGGUGGGGAAGAGCAGAGCCUAUUUAUAUAACAACAUGUCCACGGUACUCAAAUGGGAAAGAAGGGUCAAUUUCUGAUAUUCACUUCAUCAACAUUACAUCAGUUUCUGAAAAUGGAGUGUUUUUAUCUGGUUCUAAAGGCGGUCUUAUAAGGGAUUUGAAGUUCAGCAAUAUCGAUCUCACAUACCGAAGAUGGACCAACUAUAUUGGGGGGUUGGUAGAUUACAGGCCUGGAUGUUCAGGGCUUGUUAAUCAUAAUAUGGCAGGGAUCAUUAUGGAAUACAUAGAUGGUUUUCAAGUUGAAAAUUUCAACAUGAGAUGGUCUGAACAAAAAUCAGUUGGAUGGGAUAAUCCCUUGGAUUUUAGGCCUUCCACUGUCAAUAACAUUUCCUUUGUAAAUUUUCAUUCUAGUUUCUAUCACCACCACUCCAUUUGAAGGGAAUUUAUCAUUCUUGCUUCCCUAGUUAAGGAAGUAAAGUACAGAAAAUUUGCAUAAUGUUGAUAAUUUUUGCUGCUUAUGGUUGUAUAUUGAUGUUUGUAAACAAGAAAAUCUAUCUUAAUCUGUAUUGAUUGUUUGGCCAAUCAUAAUGGAUAUUUUCUUGUCAACAUCAUUGUUGUUUGAACAUCUCAUUGGUAAUGGAAUGUUGGAAAUAGCUCA